Molecule: messenger RNA, 1230 nt
Organism: Diaporthe batatas
Lineage: Eukaryota; Fungi; Ascomycota; Sordariomycetes; Diaporthales; Diaporthaceae
Exons: 4
Coding region: 51-821 (256 amino acids)
Molecular function (GO): NADH dehydrogenase activity
Source: RefSeq, a predicted model, not a curated record
GCGGCGACAGCACCACCAACUCCCAGCCAUUGACCUCCACACAGUCCACCAUGGCCAGCAAGAUCGCACCUCUAGUAUUCAGGACGGCCGUCCGCUCCGCACGGAGCUCGGCAAGGCCACAGACCCGCGCAUUCUCUGUCACAACGUCAAGACCGAGCGACACGCUCAUGGUCCACCGCAACACACCGGACAACAACCCCAGCAUCCCCUUCAAAUUCACCGCCAAGAAUGAAGCCGUCAUCGCCGAGAUCCUCAAGCGGUACCCACCACAGUACAAGAAGGCCGCCGUCAUGCCGCUGCUGGACCUCGGCCAGCGCCAGCACGGCUUCACCAGCAUCAGCGUCAUGAACGAGGUCGCCCGUAUCCUCGAGAUGCCCCCCAUGCGAGUGUACGAGGUCGCCUCCUUCUAUACCAUGUACAACAGGACCCCGGUCGGCAAGUUCUUCGUCCAGGCCUGCACUACGACACCCUGCCAGCUCGGCGGCUGCGGCUCCGACUCGAUCGUCAAGACGAUCGAGGAGUCGCUCGGUAUCAAGGCCGGCCAGACGACCGAGGACGGGCUCUUCACCUUCAUCGAGGUCGAGUGCCUGGGAGCGUGCGUCAACGCGCCCAUGGUCCAGAUCAACGACGACUACUACGAGGACCUGACGCCCGAGACCACGCGGUCCCUGCUGACCGCCCUGAAGGAGAGCGCGGGGGACGUCAGCAAGAUCCCCAAGCCGGGCCCCAUGAGCGGCCGCCAGACGUGCGAGAACAGCGCCGGCCUGACCACGCUGACGAGCGAGCCUUACGGUACUGAGGUCACGAGGUCGGAUCUGUGAUUUGGUAGGGUUGGUUUUGGGGUGCUGGGUGCUAGGUGCAGGUCUCCCUUUGACGGCACUUGAUCGUCUCAUUAUUGAGGCUGCCGGGAUCAAGAGUAGAAUGGUAGACAGACUGGACCCAGGCGAUUUACGAGCGGGGACAGCGGAAAAGCCAUCAAAGAGAGCAGAGAGCCAUGCUGGUUGUACAUAUGAAUUUGUAUUACGCGUCAUAUCAAAGACCUUUGUGAGACAAUUAUGGCCCGGGCAAGCAGUGCUAUCUUUCCUCAUGGAUGGGAGCAUAGAAGGAAGGGCGCAAGACGAUUCGAAACACCAGAUAACAGCGCCCCACUGCCGCAGCAGCCGCCGAGCCUGAGAACAGGACCUGGCUCGCAAUCUUGAUGGGCGAAGCCUCGUCUCCGGCAACAAAAAC